This is a messenger RNA of Punica granatum (pomegranate), 1109 nucleotides long. Lineage: Eukaryota; Viridiplantae; Streptophyta; Magnoliopsida; Myrtales; Lythraceae. The record is from RefSeq and is a predicted model, not a curated record.
UCGUUCCACUGACCGCCCCGCCCCAGUCGAUCUACUUCCUCCGCCGGGAGCAGUCAGUCGUCACUGGUCAGGUUAUUCCGAUGAGCACAAUCACGAACGACCAAUCCAGAGACCAGCCACCGUCGGGUCUGGUCAUUUCCGCCACCGAAUCCAUCCGGUCCUUCCUUCUCUCCGCUUCAAGGGACCCGCACCUCUCGGAGCAGCUCCAGGAGCUCGCCUCCGAUCUCCGCUCCCUCGAUAAUGUGCCUUACAAGCCUCUCCGAAGCAUCUGGAUCGCGUCCUCCCCGGAUGUCCGGCCUGAUUUGGUCCGGCUCUUCUCUGGAUCCGGGUUCGUCUUCACAAGCCCCAAACCCAGAGAGAAGAGUGAAGAGUUGAAGGCAAGGUUGAGGAAGCUUGCCGAGAUGGCAGAGAAGAAAGAGUACGAGGAGCUUGUCAAAGACAUUGCACCCAAGAAAGAUGUCGACGAGCCCUUCUCUUCUUACAAAGACCAACUUGGUUUUGGAUUGCAUGUUGUGGUUAUAAUGUUUACCUGCUAUUUGCUAGGAUUUCUCGCCUUCAGAGCACUGUUUAGCCGCGAUCCUGUCCUGAGUGCUGCUGGGGGAAUUCUCGGAAUGGUUUUUGGCAUGCUUUUAGAAACCUUGCGUUUCAUUAUUUGGACCAGCAAGGAUCUUAGACCGCCUUCUUCCGCUUCGAGGAUAAAGAAAAACCAAUAGACUUGGGCCUGAGAGAGGCUUAAACUGGUGAAGGAAACUAUCGGGUGACCAUUAGCUUGUUGGCGAAGAUCGCCCAAGUUGAUCCUGGCAGCCGAGAGUUCGCAAGGAUUGGCUACUUGAAGCAGCCAUUAUCAACGAGCUGGCUCCCAUCUAUUGCUGAUGAUGAUUUGAAGGAUCUUACUGGAGGGGAUGAAAGACAAAAUAGGAGAUUUUUCUUUGCAACUGAUUGAUGAAGUUGGGGGGGUCAAUUUCUUGGCCGGAUAAGAUAAGCAUUGAUAUUGAUAAUUAAAGGGAAGCUUUCUAUCCGGCCCCUAGUUUGGAAGCUUAAAUGUCAAAUUUCCCAUCCCUUGUUUUUUGUUUCAAGUGGAGAUGACGACAGAAGAUGAAAUUUGUCAA